GCCUCUCUCCUUCCCGAGCAGGAGGCGGACAAGGUAAGCAGCAAUCGCAGGAACCCUAGCGCCGCCGCACCCGCAGGAAUGGGUAUCGACCUCGUCGCCGGUGGGAGGAAUAAGAAGACCAAGCGCACUGCGCCCAAGUCUGACGAUGUCUACCUCAAGCUCCUCGUCAAGCUCUACCGUUUCUUGGUCAGGAGGACCAAGAGCAAUUUCAACGCUGUCAUUCUCAAGAGGCUUUUCAUGAGUAAAACCAACCGACCACCAAUCUCCAUGCGCCGCCUUGUCAAGUUUAUGGAAGGAAAGGAGAAGAACAUUGCUGUCAUUGUUGGCACAGUCACAGAUGACAAAAGGAUCCAGGAGGUUCCAGCAAUGAAGGUUACUGCCCUGAGGUUCACGGAGACAGCAAGGGCCAGGAUUGUCAAUGCUGGUGGCGAGUGCCUCACAUUUGACCAGCUUGCUCUUCGUGCUCCACUUGGCGAGAACACGGUCCUCUUGAGGGGCCCCAAGAAUGCCCGUGAGGCAGUGAGGCACUUUGGCAAGGCUCCUGGAGUGCCGCACAGCCACACCAAGCCGUAUGUGCGCUCCAAGGGAAGGAAGUUCGAGAAGGCUCGUGGCAGGAGGAACAGCCGUGGAUUCAAGGUUUAAAACAAAUUGUGGCCCUCCGUGUUGCCAUCAGCAUAGUGCAACCGUUGUGUUUGAUCAGUCGACAGUAAUUAGUCAUCACUCUGUACCGAGAUUAGUAGCACAAUUUGUUGUCCUGGUUUGAAUUUUGGAAGAUAUUUGAUGUCGUCUCCUUAUUAUCUACUCGUUACUGGUUGAGCACGAAGAUUGUUUUGUGAUACUCCUACAUGAUUUAAGACGGUUCCCGACGUUC
Molecule: messenger RNA, 871 nt
Organism: Zea mays
Lineage: Eukaryota; Viridiplantae; Streptophyta; Magnoliopsida; Poales; Poaceae
Product: 60S ribosomal protein L18-like
Exons: 5
Coding region: 79-642 (187 amino acids)
Biological process (GO): translation
Cellular component (GO): ribosome; cytosolic large ribosomal subunit
Molecular function (GO): structural constituent of ribosome; RNA binding
Source: RefSeq, marked provisional